CUUUGAGGGGCAAAAUGUGCUGCGAGAAGUGGAGCCCAGUGGCCGAAAUGCUUCUCUUCAUUGAAGACCGGGGGGAAGAUUCUAAGAUCCUGUGCCUCUGCUCCAGGGCGUUUGUGGAGUAAGUGGGAAACGCGUUUCUCCCGUUUCUAGCACGGUGGUAGGUGUGGUCAGCGGGGUUGUAAUUGUGCGCCGAAAACGGCCAGAUUGUCCGCCACGGGUAAGAAACACAAAACCCCUCAGGCGUCACGGAGUGGUGGCCUACUGCCAUUGCCAUUAAACGAAAAGACUUAAUUCUCAUUUCGUAGGCUGUGAUGAGAACACGUGGUAGCUGAUCUACGUCAUUUCGAGUUUAUAAAUCGAGGGGGCAUUUAAAAUUUGGGAGAAGUGAAAAGUGAAUGUCUAAUGGAUGCGACAUUUUCAGGGAUCGAAAACUGUGCAAAUUGGGAUUAAAAGGCUACUAUGUCAAAGGCAAUGGCAACAACACAGGAGAUCAAACUACAGAAGAGGAGGAGUAUGAUCAUUCUCAGGGCACUGAAAAAUCCUGUGACAACAAAGACUUCAACCCAAAUGAAAGUGAGCUUGACUCUGAAGCUGAGCUCAUGAAAAGUAUGGGAUUGCCACUUCAGUUUGGUGGUGUAUCUGCAUAUAAGAAUUUUGAGGUGUCUAUGAAUACUAGAAAUAAAGUUAAAAUGAAAAAGAAAAAGAAAAAACAUCAAAAGAAGUACUUAGAUGAAAUUAUGCAAGAAUCUUGGAGAAAAGAAUAUGAAGAAGAUGACCUUUUGGUUUCAGAUGGUCCAUCUUCAGUUGAGCAGUAUGAAAACACCAGAACAUGUGACCUUCAAAGCAAAGGAGAUAAUGAAACAGAAAACCUUUCUGUUGAAAAUACAUUAUCUCCAAAGCUAGAAGUUACAGAGAAAUGGGAAAAGUAUUGGAAUGAAUAUGGAGGAAGACUGCUGUGGCAAAACUGGCAAGAAAAACACCCAGAUGAAGUGCUAUGUUGUGAACCUUGGAACUUUCCCGAUACAAAGGAAGAAUGGGAGCAGCAUUAUAGUCAACUUUAUUGGUACUACUUGGAGCAGUUUCAGUACUGGGAGGCUCAGGGUUGGACUUUCGAUGCUUCACGAAGCUGUGAUACAGAUGCUUGCAUGUCUCAAAUAGAAAGUGACAAUAAGAAUGAUGAAAAUAGCAUAAAAGUGAACUUAGUAUCUUCUCUGUCUUCACCUAAUGCAGUUGAUAAAGAAAGCUCUGGUUCAAGUGAAAAGGAACAUAAUGAAAUACUUGAUGGAAUCAGUAAUAUAACUUUGAGGUCAGAGGAGAUAGAACAGAGCCAGUUAGAUUCCUCUGUAGGUUGUGGACAGCUGAAUGAAGUUACCAGUGGGAGAGAGUGCCCUGCUUCUGGCCAGAAUAAACCAUGUAAUGGAGUGAGCAAGGAAAGCAACUUAUCUGGAAAUAGAAGCACAGACCAACCAGCUCAAGAGUCACAGGAGUCAUUGGGAUCAAGUGCAAGCAAAGACAGAUCACAUACCAAUGGGAUUGGUGGAGAUGAGAAUGAAGAAGAUCCACCUGAGAAUAAGCCCAGCAAACUCAAGAGGAGCCAUGAACUGGACAUCGAUGAAAACCCAGAUUCAGACCUUGAUGAUAAUGGUUCCCUUCUAGGAUUCAAGCAUGGCUCAGGACAAAAAUAUGGAGGGAUUCCAAAUUUCAGUCAUCGACAGGUCAGGUACCUAGAGAAGAAUGUGAAACAUAAAUCAAAGUACCUGGACAUGCGCAGACAAAUAAAGAUGAAAAAUAAACAUAUCUUCUUUACUGAAGAGUCAGAAAAAACAGUUUUCAAGAAAAGUAAAACUCUGAGUAAGGUGGAAAAAUUCCUAAAAUAUGUUAAUGAACGAGAUGAUGAAGCAUCACAGGAAUCAUUUUUACACUGUCACAUGGAAGACACUUGCACAAGCAGUGAUUCAGAAGACCAAGACAUGUCUGCUAAAACAGCUGAUUACCCAAUGGAGACUAGAAAUCCAGAACCUGAAAAACGUGAGGCCAUCUCUUCAGCUGGGGAAUUUGAAACAGAAAAGAAUGAAGGCUACAGCUUGGUAGCAGCUGUUGCAGAGAAGCAAGAUUCUGUAACUGAAGAAAUACCAGACUGUCCUCAGGUAGACACUGAAGCUGAAAUAAAAAAGAAAAAGAAGAAGAAAAACAAGAACAAAAAGGUAAAUGUUCUGCCUCCUGAGAUAGCCUCUGUUCCUGAGCUGGCAAAAUACUGGGCCCAAAGAUACAGGCUCUUCUCCCGUUUUGAUGAUGGGAUUAAGUUGGACAGAGAGGGCUGGUUUUCAGUUACACCUGAGAAGAUUGCUGAACACAUUGCUGGACGUGUCAGUCAGUCCUUCAAGUGUGGCACUGUAGUAGAUGCAUUCUGUGGAGUGGGAGGAAAUACCAUUCAGUUCGCCUUAACAGGAGAAAGCGUGAUUGCCAUUGAUAUUGACCCUGUUAAGAUUGAUCUUGCUCGUAAUAAUGCUGAAGUUUAUGGAAUAGCAGAUAAGAUAGAGUUCAUCUGUGGAGAUUUCCUGCUCCUGGCUCCCUGUUUAAAGGCUGAUGUUGUGUUCCUGAGCCCUCCAUGGGGGGGACCAGACUAUGCCACUGCAGAGACCUUUGACAUAAGGACAAUGAUGUCUCCUGAUGGCUUUGAAAUUUUCAGACUUUCCCAGGAGAUCACUAAAAAUAUUGUUUAUUUUCUUCCAAGAAAUGCUGAUAUUGACCAGGUGGCAUCCUUAGCUGGACCUGGAGGGCAAGUGGAAAUAGAACAGAAUUUUCUUAACAAUAAAUUGAAGACAAUCACUGCUUAUUUUGGUGAUCUGAUCCGAAGACCAGCCUCUGAAACCUAAAUGUGAGGCAGUGUAAGGACAAGAAGAUCAUGUAAUGGGCAGGACAGUCUUCACAUGAGACACUGGGGACAUGUCUUCCUGUGCUCACUAAUAUUUUGUAUCCUAUCUUAUGUAUGUAGUACAUGUUAUGUGAUACAGAAACCUUUAUGAGUUUUUUGAAAUCUUGGGAGAACAUUACUGUGACCCAUAUACAUCUGAACAGUAAGUGUCUGAUACAGGAAGAGGAGAAGUAUGCCCCUGUGCUUAAUUUCAGUGUGUCUCUGUAUAUGUGUGUUUAUUUUUUUUAACUUCCUGUGUUUUGACUUUAAUUUUGUUUUAACUUCUUACAUAUUAACAAAAUUAAUCUUUAUUAUUAUCUUUGUGUGUAUGUGUAUAUGUAUAUAUAAAAAACUGCUUUUUUAAUAUAGUGCAAUACAAAGAAAACAAUGAAAAGGUUAUGCUCUGUCCAUCCAUUUAACCCCUACUGAAAUAAUGAUGUUAUAUUAUUUAAUGCUAGAAAUGUAAACACAAAAUGGUUCAAAAAGAAAAGUCUCCCAACAACUUCCCUAUGCUUUUGUUCAUCUGUCGAAAGAUAAUCACAGCUAACGAUGUUUAUAAUUCUUUUGGGGAACAGAAAAUAAUUGCAGUAUACCUUAGUACACUUUUUUUCCCCCUUGUUCAAU
Messenger RNA from Castor canadensis (American beaver), 3538 nucleotides. The record is from RefSeq and is a predicted model, not a curated record. NCBI's taxonomy places the organism in Eukaryota, Metazoa, Chordata, Mammalia, Rodentia, Castoridae.